Molecule: messenger RNA, 5989 nt
Organism: Phyllopteryx taeniolatus (common seadragon)
Lineage: Eukaryota; Metazoa; Chordata; Actinopteri; Syngnathiformes; Syngnathidae
Gene: paxip1
Product: PAX interacting (with transcription-activation domain) protein 1
Exons: 23
Coding region: 2275-5748 (1157 amino acids)
Biological process (GO): positive regulation of transcription initiation by RNA polymerase II
Cellular component (GO): nucleus
Source: RefSeq, a predicted model, not a curated record
GAUCAAAAAGGAACGACCUACUGUACGGCCCAAUCCACACAUGCCGCGAGAUCUCGUCCGAUCUCGGAAGCUAAGCGGGGUCAGUCCUAGUUAGUACUUGGACGGGAGACCGCCUAAACUACAGAUUACAGAAACCGCAAUUGCAGCCUAAUGUGCCUCAUGGCUUUGAGGUCUCGAACUAACUAAUGUCGAGCGCCUCUUUGGUUCCUGUGUAUCGUGCGGCGCGGUCGUUGGCCGUCGCCCUCUCAGCCUUCCGACGGCUGUGGGCGCUUUUGCUUGAAGAGGCGCAGUUACAGAAAGCUGGCCGGUCCUCUUCACACAUCACGGUGGUUGCCGUUUCGACAGGACCCAUCCAAUGAACCAUGUCCUCCAUGUUGCCAAUAUCGCUCUCACUCAGCGUGCCUACAUCUGUGAGCGCCACAGUUGCCAUUGUAGCCGGCUGAUGUUCCAGAAAAUGAACUGUUCAACUUGGAGAUGAUGUCUUGGAUCCGUUUAUGUUUUGCUAAAUCCAUCAGAUUUUGUUUUUGCCAUAGGACGACGUGACAUUAAUCGGGCUGCGGUGAAAAUAACACCCGCAUUUUUGCACUUUCCCCAACAAACCGGAAGCACGGUCCACCCCCUAUCCGUUGUUCGAGGCAAGGUCGUGUGUAUGUGCGAAACACAUCAUGUGCGGACUCAAGUGGCAUUCCGCACCUGCCGCGAGAUUUUCCACUCCUUCCAGACCAAUAUUUUUGAUCAGUAUGAGCUUCAUUUAAAACUCUGGUUUGCAGAACAAAGGUCUUCAUUUUCCACUCCGGAUCAGCGUCAUGCGAGGCAAUUGUCUCAUACGCUUGAUUUGAGCAUGGCAUCCAGCCAUCUGCGGUCAUCACUGCUCGUUCAACUGCUCGUGAGAGAGGGCCAGCUUCGUGUCAUUCUUAAUCCUUACGCACAAUGCAGGAAGAACCUUUUCUGAGAAGUGGCAUCAUGUCCCAAUCAUUUCACAGGACCACGCUGUAGGGUCACAUGUCUUUGCAGAUAAACUUCGCAAUUGCUGCUGUGAUGCAUUUGCCUGAACUGAGUUUUGGCCUCGACUCUGACUUAACAUGAUGGCGAGACCUGAGGCUUCUGCAGAGCUGAGGUAACCUUGCGUUGCUACUUUUGUGGGAACGCUGCAAGAGGCGCUCGGACGCUCGGCGUUGUGGGAAAUGCCAUGACACAUCUGUAGGUGGUUGGAGACAUUUGUCGUGAUUCUUUUGUUUACUUGAUCUUUACAUAUUCAGCAAACAGCGAGUGAGGUGUUUAUCCAAUAAUGUAAUAUUAGUGGCGCAUGUUUUAUAUACUGGCAGGCCAGCUCUAAUGCGCAUGGGAUAUGGUCGUGCGGGCCAAAUAUAAUGACAUCGUGGGCCUGCGUUUGACAUAUAUGGUGUACAGGGUCACGGGGAGCAGGAGCCUAUCCCAACUGACGGAGUAGUUGCCACUCAGUCGUUUGGAACAAAUGAACGGCACGCAUGCAAGUAAGACAUUUCAAACAUGCUCUUGUAUGACAUUUUGACAGAAAAAAAUCUAUUGGUGUCAAAAUAUUGGGUUCUUUUUUAAAGUUAUUUUAAAGUCUGAAAGCGAGUAAUCAAAAUGUAAAAGUGUGAUUAAUUUGAUUUAAACAAUGGAUCGAUUGACAGCCCUGAUAUAUGCAUAAAUGUAUAUAUUUAUUCAUAUAUUACUAUGACUUGUAUUUGUAUUUAUUUACAGUAUAGGUUUAAAGCCUGAUGACAACCCUUUUGCUAACUGAAGUGUACUUCAGUUCAAAAGUAAAGUUCUCUUCUCUUUUAGAAAUCUCUUUCCCCGUAACAUUACAAUGAAUGGGAUUGUGUUUCUCAAUCUACAGUUAAUGGGGGAAAUAGAAAGAGUUACGAAAAAAUAAGGCAAAAUAUUAGCCUGACUGGUAUAGGGGUGCCUUGUAUUAUUUAUAUUACAAAAAAUACUUGUGCUCUCGAGAUCCACUAAAUGCUUUUUACUGCUCAAAGUGACUCCAGUGUGUAAUUCAUACUUUCUGGAAUGAAUUGAUGUGCUGAAGUUAAGGGUGGGGGUGUGUGUGUGUGUGUGUGUGUGUGUGAAAAAAAAAGACCACCCCUCUUCUUUUGAGAAUGGUGUCGUCCGCGGCGCGCUCAGCGAUUUGGCGCUUGAGUAGCUCGGCUCUCACUGCAAGCUCCGUAGCAGCCGCAGUAACGUACAGUUGUUUUAAACUGUGUCGCUUUGGGCUGGUGUAAAUGUUUUAUCAUACGACCUUAAUGGAUAAACAUGUCUGAAGAGGAAAGUACGGUUGUUGGUGAACUUUUUAAAGAUGUCAAAUUCUACGUGGUUGGGGACAUUGACCCGAAGGUGGUGCAGCUGUUGAAAGACGGAAAAGGCAAAGAAGUCUCCUACAAUGCUUUGGCCACUCAUAUUAUUGCAGAGGAUGGGGACAACCCAGAAGUGGGGGAAUCUCGUGAGGUUUUUGAUCUGCCUGUGGUCAAGCCAUCCUGGGUGAUCCUCUCGGUUCGAUGUGGAGACCUGUUACCAGUUACAGGGUUCUCUCCAGAAUCAGGACAGAUAUUCUUUGGAGUGACAGCCUGUCUUCCUCGUCUUCCAGAUGACCUCCAUGCAUUGUGGGCAUAUGUAACCUUUUAUGGUGGAGAAUGUCAGCUUAACCUUAACAAAAAAGUGACACACUUGGUGGUGAAUGAACCAAAGGGGGCCAAGUUUGAGUGUGCCCUGAAACACCCCGGUAUCAAGAUUGUCACUCCAGACUGGAUAACCGAUUCUGUAAAAGCUAAGAGCCGGAAUGAUGAAGCACUCUAUCACCCUCGACUUACUUAUGUGGAGCCAGAGGAAGUGGAUGAGAGUGAGCCAGAGUCAUAUGACCAACGUUCCCACUCAGAUGGAAGCUACAGCCCGCAACGCUCCCGGCCGUCCAGCGGUGGCUCGUCUGAGGAGUCGAGUCCCCGCAGACGACCUGGUCCCAAAAAACUGAACUCCAUCUCCCCGUCGUCCCCACAGAAAAGCGAACGUCGCAGCGAGCGCAUGUUCGAUGACUCUGACGAUGACUCGUCCACAGAAAAGGAAGGUACCAACCUCAACUGGACUCCAGCAGAGGUUGUGACACCAACCCCUCCAUUUGCGCCAGGCACUGCCAGGCGGCGAAGUGGGCCACCUGGCAACAAGAAUCCAGUAUCCUCAACAGGCGGUGGGCUCAUCAACCUGUGUGCCACUGUUCCUCCAGUUCCUGGCACCCACCCCAUCCCAGCAGAGGUCCGCACUGCUGGCGCCGUCAGUCAAAAUGCACAACAAGGAGGUUUAUCAGUUCCAGAUAGCAUCCCUGGUUGGAGCCCAGCAGCUAGAACACUACGCAAUAUUACCAACAACUCUGACAUGCAGCCGACCAUUCGACCCACCAAUGUAGCACAUAUUAUCCAGAAUCUGACAGCCAAUCACGGAAAGCCAUUAGAGCAACAAACCAAUCAGAGCCAUGCUCAGACACCAAACAGUACCAAUCCUCUUAUUUUCAAUCAGUCAAAAAUGGCUGGACAACAACUCUCUGCGCAGCAGCAGCAGCAGCAGCAGCAGCAGCAGCAGCAGCAACAACAACAACAACAGCAGCAGCAGCAACAACAACAGCAGCAGCAACAACAACAACAGCAGCAGCAGCAGCAGCAGCAGUUAAUGCAGCUGUCACACCAGACGGUCCAACACCACCAACAGUUACCCCAACAAACGCAACACCCCAUUAUGCAGCUGCAGCUCCAGCAGCAGCAGCAGCAGCAGCAGCAACAGCAGCAGCAUCAGAUGAUGCAGCUACAUCACCAACAUCAACAGCAGCAAUCAGUUGUACAACAGCAGGGGUUUCCCCAGUUGUCCCAACAGCAUCAGUUCCUCCAACAACAACAACAACAACAGCAGCAGCAGCAACAGCAACAGCAGCAACUGCACCAACAGCAGAUGUUUUCACAGCAACAGCAACAUGCCUUCUCUCAGCAGCAGCUGCGCCCUCAGCAGCUCUUACGCCCUGGUCUACAGCAGCUGCAACAGCAGCAAGCUCUGCAACAACAGCUACAGCAAUUCCAACAGCAGCAACGCAUGCAGAUAUUACAACAGCAGCAACAACAAAAUCAGCAAUUACACCAACAGCAUCUACAGCAGCAACAACAGCAACAGCACUUCCUGCAGCAGCAACAAAUCCAGCAGAUGCAGCAGCAACAGCAGGUUAUGCAGCAUCAGAACCAACAGGGCAUGCAGCCGCAACAUCAUCAGCAGCAACAGACUCUUCAGCCGCAGAUACAGCAGGCUGCUCAUAUCUCCCUGUUUGGACAUGAGCCGGGACAAGAAAUUCCACAGGAUGGCUUUCUGCUGGGAUGUGUGUUCGCCAUUGCUGACUACCCAGAACAGAUAGCCGACAAACAAUUGCUGGCCACGUGGAAACGGGUCAUCCAAGCCUAUGGCGGUGCCGUUGACCCCUCUUUGACCAGCCGCUGUACCCACCUGCUUUGUGAGAGUCAGGUCAGCAACAUGUAUGUGCAGGCCCUCAGAGAGGGAAAACGUUGUGUAACAGCCCACUGGCUCAACACAGUGCUUAAAAGGAAGAGGAUGGUGCCUCCUCAUCGGACACUCCAUCUGCCAUUUGCCUUCCCUCCUGGAGCCAAGCCUUGCUCUCAUCAUAUUAUAUCUGUGACUGGUUUUGUGGACGCUGACAGAGAUGACUUGAAGUUGAUGGCUUACUUGGCUGGUGCUAGAUACACCGGGUACCUGUGCCGGAGCAACACUGUCCUUGUCUGCAAAGAACCCACUGGACUUAAGUACGAGAAGGCCAAAGAAUGGAAAAUUCCAUGUGUCAACGCCCAGUGGAUGUGUGAUAUUCUUUUGGGAAACUUUGAAGCACUAAGACAAAUUCAGCACAGCAGAUACUCAGUUUAUACGCAUCCUGAGCCUCUGGUGCCAAACCUACAGCUGGUCCAGAACCUGCUUGCUCCUUGGAGAACACCAAUCAAAAUAUCUCAAGAAGCUUUAGCGAACCUGCAGCUCAUCCAGAAACAGAAGCUGGCUGACUCCACUAACCAGCCAGCCAACAAAAAAGCCCGCCUGGAGGAGAUCCAGUCCCCCAGUAAGAAGCUUCCACCGGAGUCCACGCCAAGAGUUAUUUUCACAGGGUUCGAGCCCACACAAGUUCAGCAAUACACAAAGAGGCUGUAUGCUUUAGGUGGUGAAGUAGCAGAUGGCAGUCUGAAGGUGACACACCUAGUGGCAAGUAAAGUGAAGCGCACUGUCAAAUUUCUCACCGCAAUGUCUGUGGUGAAACACAUCGUCACCCCAGAGUGGCUUGAAGAGAGCUGGAGGUGCCAGAAGUUUGUCGAGGAGCAGAGCUACAUUCUGAGGGAUGCCGAAGCUGAGGUCUUGUUUGGUUUCAGUCUGGAAGAAUCCCUCAAGAAAGCCCACAGUGCACCACUCUUCAAGGGAAAGUAUUUCUAUCUGACCCCUGGAAUGUGCCCUAGUCUCAGCACCAUGAAGUCGAUCGUGGAAAGCGCUGGAGGGAAGCUGCUCGCGAAACAGCCCUCGUACAGGAAGAUCAUGGAGCAUAAACAAAACAAGAAUCUCCCAGAGAUCAUCUUGAUUUCUUGUGACAAUGAUCUACACCUGUGUCGAGAGUACUUCCUGAAAAAUAUUGAUGUCCACAACGCUGAGUUCAUUCUGACCGGAGUUCUCACGCAGAAACUUAACUAUGAUUCAUAUAAGUUCACAUGAUGGCGACGUGAAAAGGAGGAAACAUCUGUUGCGAACCACACGGACUUUUCUACGUUUUGAUAGAUCUACAGUCUUUUGGAGUUUUUCUAUGUUCCAGAGUAAAGAACGGAUGUUAUUUUUGUCCAAUUGGUGUUCAAAUGAUUCCGGACUAUUUUAAAUCUUGUUCUCACUGCUUCAUGUGUACAGGCUUCUUGUUAAAUAUGAUGCUUUUUUGUUUUGUGGAAUAAAAUGGCUAAUUAUU